This is a messenger RNA of Penicillium arizonense, 480 nucleotides long. RefSeq lists its product as uncharacterized. The record is from RefSeq and is a predicted model, not a curated record. Gene Ontology annotation, cellular component: cytoplasm. The coding region runs from base 1 to 480 and encodes 159 amino acids. NCBI's taxonomy places the organism in Eukaryota, Fungi, Ascomycota, Eurotiomycetes, Eurotiales, Aspergillaceae. Gene Ontology annotation, molecular function: phosphopantetheine binding. Gene Ontology annotation, biological process: secondary metabolite biosynthetic process; amino acid activation for nonribosomal peptide biosynthetic process. The transcript has 3 exons.
AUGGUGGAGCACAGCAAGGAGCUAGAAGCAGCCGCAGAGGAGGGAGAUCGGUGGUACCCUGGUAAUGGCCUCGUCGUCCAAUUUUCCGGAGGUCGCCGCCCCCUGCGACCUGUUGAACUUGACUCCGUCUGCGCCGAGGCACCGAGCCUGGAGGUUGUCCGCCAGUGGAUCCGUGCGGAUAAGAAGGUCUACACCAUAUAUGGUCCUUCGGAGACAACAUGCCUGAUCAAUUUCGGAGAACUCGACCCCGAUAAGGAAGUGCCCUUUGGUGAUCUUAUCCCGGGCGUGAGAGUUAUCCUGGUGGAUGAGAACCUGCAAGAACGCGAUCAUGGCGAGGUCCUGAUUGCGGGCCCCGGCCUAGCUGCAGGGUAUUUGGAUAAUCCCACGCUGAAGGCGACCAAUUUUAUUGAAUGGAAUGGUGAGCGCUUCUACAGAACCGGUGAUCUCGCACGGAGAACCAAAACCGGGGAACUUGUCUAG